Messenger RNA from Hyaloperonospora brassicae, 2163 nucleotides. NCBI's taxonomy places the organism in Eukaryota, Oomycota, Peronosporomycetes, Peronosporales, Peronosporaceae. The record is from the annotation of a GenBank genome assembly.
AUGCAGACCUGGAGGACUUGUUGGACCCUCGGGGGCGUCUCAGCUCUGCUGCUGCCUGCAGCGUCGGCCGAAGGCCCCCCGGUCUCCAGCUUACCCAGCGGUACGCUCAACACGUUGACGACGAGCUGCAAUGGCGGCUGCAGCAGCAGCAGCGGCAGUAGCAACGGCGCCUGUGUCAUUGUCGGGCAGUCCUCGACCAGUGCCAUCAACUGCGUCAACGACACCAACUGCUUCACACUGUCGUCGGGUCAGUCGGCGCUGUGUCUCGACGCGUUCCCGUCGACCGCCUCCGAGUGGGUCUUCCACCCGACCGAAGGCAGUGCCACGGCAGGCGCGGGACCGUUUGAGCGUGUAGGGCUCUUGCAGCUGGCGGACAACGUGACCGCUGUGACGUUCAGCAACGCAGACGCGAGAACCGACCGACUGUCGGCGUCGCUCGAACUCGCGUCGAUGAACAUUCAAUCGGAGACGACGCUGGACAAAGUCACGUUCGCGAACUUGAGUCUGUCCGGACUCGACAGCGCGUUGCCGCUCAAUGGCGUCAAGAGAAUAUCGAUCAACAACUGCUCGCUGCGUGAAAUCCCCACGUCUGCAGUGGCUGGAGACGCUGUCAAUGCCAUUGACUUAUCCCACAACGGCAUCGCCAGUGUCGAUGACGACUUCCAAGAUGUGGCGUUCCCACAACUGACUUUGCUUGACCUGUCGUCAAAUGCGUUGACGCGCUUUGAUCUUGAAGAGGACAACGUUCCAGCCAUCACGACCCUACAUCUCCACAAGAACUCGCUCAGAGCUAUUCCUGAUGUCAUUUUCGAGCUACCCACGUUGCGGUUUCUGACGCUGGCUGACAAUCCCAUCAAUGCGUCAAAUCUGACAGUGCGGCAGUUCUCGUUCCUCGCGAAUUUGCACAUGUUUACAAUUGACGGCAUGACCAACACAAGCGCAUGCCCGGCCGCCGCAGUCCGAAGCGCACUGAGCAGUUCUUUUUCGUUCUGCAGAGGAAGCAGAAAUGCCGGGUCGAACACAACAGCUUCUGGACAACCCGUGAUCGAAGUAAGUGUACGCAUGGAUGGCGAUUCUUCCUCCAGCACGAAGUGGAUCAUUUUGGGUGUAUGCUUGGGUGCUGUGGUGUUACUGCUGCUUAUGGGUCUUGUUUGGUGGGGCUUUCGUCGACAAAGCGAUGGCCAUCUCAAGCAUGUGAAUAGUACCGUUCCGUCAACUGCCAUUGGUAUUGGCGAUUUGAUGGACCACCCGUAUAUGGAGCUAGGAGUUCCUCGUUCGGCAAACCUCUCCAGCUGCACGGCGUCGGACUUUGAAUUGCUCGCGUCUGUAGCUGAUGGCUACAUCGGACUCACAAGACUGUCGUAUAACGACGUCUUUCUGCACAAAAUGCUGCGUGUUAGCAGCCGUUCUGAGCUGUGGCUAGGCGAAUACGAGCACGAGGCUGUGCUUGUCAAGAAGAUCAAGAGCAAUACGGCUUCGAAGGCGUUGUUGCGGGACUUUGUAACGGAGAUCGAGCUCAUGUUUGAGCUCAAGCACCCGCGCAUUGCUGCCUUUCGAGGCGCCAUGUGGGAUGUGGAUGGUACAGAGCUCUGCGCUGUGGUCGAGUACGUUGGAAAGGGUGCUCUGCGAGAUUGCACCGUGAACGACGUUGUUGAGUUGUCUAUACCGAAGCAGCAUGCCAUUGCUCGACAGAUUGCCGAGGCGAUGGUGUUCUUGCACUCACGGAAUAUCGUGCACGGUCGAUUGAACGCAUUCAACAUUUUGCUGGACAAAGAAUAUUCUGCCAAGCUGAGCAUUUUCAGCAUUUUUCACUACGUCAAGCUAUCGCCUUUGGACAACGAAUGCCGAGUCUUUGUGGCGCCCGAGGUCUUGCGUGGUGAGCAGCCAACAGAGAGAUCAGAUGUCUACGCGUUUGGCGUGGUGCUCGUGGAAAUUGACACUGGCGAGACGCCUGUGAUGAAUGCUCGAAGACUGUCGUUGGAGAGAGGAGGAACCGAAGACUACCUCUCUCCAACUGCAAAGAGGACUGGAUUCCGCUUGAGUCGUCUCUGCUCGGGAAUAAUGAAGGACACGAUUGCUGCAUGCUUGGAAAAAGAUCCGGACCGACGACCGUCGAUGGCUGACGUGGCGUUGGCUUUCCGGAAUGGUGCAAAGAAGCUGUAA